Meleagris gallopavo (turkey) is the source of this 5268-nucleotide messenger RNA. The record is from RefSeq and is a predicted model, not a curated record. Lineage: Eukaryota; Metazoa; Chordata; Aves; Galliformes; Phasianidae.
CUCUUUUGGAUUAUUUUUCAGUUUUUGGAUCAGCAGAUUUCAGAAGAACUUAUUCCGGACUUAAAUAAGAUUUCUGAGAAAUCAGAUCCUACUGAACUGGGGAGACUUAUGCAGCUUAUUUUAGGCUGUGCGGUCAACUGUGAAAGGAAACAAGAACACAUACAAAAUAUCAUGACCCUUGAAGAGUCUGUUCAACAUGUCGUCAUGACAGCCAUCCAAGAACUCAUGAGCAAGGAAGCGAUGGCUCCUUCUGCAAGUGAUGCACCAAGUGAAAUGGAACAACAGCUUAAAAAAGCUUUGGAGGAUCUUCAAGAUGCAAUAGCAGAAAAAGAAGAGUUGGCUCAAAGAUGUCAAGAGCUAGAUUUACAGGUGGCUGCCCUUCAGGAUGAAAAGAACAGCUUGGUGUCAGAAAAUGAGAUUCUGAAUGACAGGCUGGAGCAAUUAGAUGACUCUCUUGAUGAUCCAAAUACUGUGGUAGCAAAGAAGUAUUUUCAUGCGCAGUUGCAGCUAGAACAACUGCAGGAAGAAAACUUCAGGCUUGAAGCUGCCAAAGAUGAUUAUCGUGUCCAUUGCGAAGAUCUGGAAAAACAAUUGAUUGAACUACAACAUAGAAACAAUGAACUAACCUCUUUGGCUGAAGAAUCUAGAGCCUUGAAAGAUGAAAAUGACAUUCUGAGAGCUACCGCAGACAAAGCAAGUAAGCUGGAGUCAACUGUUGAAGUGUAUCGCAAAAAGCUGCAGGAUCUGAACGACUUCCGAAGACAAGUCAAAUCUCUGCAGGAAACUAACAUGAUGUACAUGCACAAUACAGUCAGUUUGGAAGAUGAACUGAGGAAAGCCAAUGCAGCCCGUGCCCAAUUAGAAACCUACAAAAGACAGGUCCAGGAGCUUCAUAACAAGCUGUCUGAAGAAUCUAAAAGAGCUGAUAAGUUAGCAUUUGAAAUGAAACGACUUGAAGAAAAACAUGAAGCAUUGGUCAAAGAAAAAGAGAGACUGAUAGUACAGUGUGAUGCAUUGAAAGAGACUAAUGAAGAGCUCCGGUAUUCACAGAUGCAGCAGGACCAUCUGAGUCGAACAGAUGCAUCUCGUAUUAAAAGUCACGAUAAUCUUGCUGCUGAGCUUUUGCCAGUGGAAUAUAGAGAAAUGUUUAUUCAGCUUCAGCAUGAAAAUAAGAUGCUUCUAUUGCAACAGGAAGGAUCAGAAAAUGAACGUAUUACGGAGCUCCAGAAACAGCUGGAGCAAAAGCAGUGGACAGUAAAUGAACUAGAAACUGAAAAAAGGCUAAACAAGGAACGUAUUGGAGAGUUACAACAGCAGAUUGAAGAUCUGCAAAGGACUUUACAGGAGCAAGGUUCUAAGACAGAAGGAUCUAGCAACCUGAAGCAGAAAUUGGCAGCACAUAUGGAAAAAUUGAGUGAAGUUCAUGAUGAGUUACAGAAGAAAGAGGCUGCUCUUGCAGAACUACAGCCUGAUGUUAGUCAGAACCCCCAGAAGAUUGGGGAGCUGGAAGCAGCAUUACGAAAAAAAGAUGAGGACAUGAAAGCGAUGGAAGAAAGAUAUAAAAUGUACCUUGAGAAAGCAAGAAAUGUGAUAAAAACCUUGGAUCCCAAGCUGAAUCCAGCAUCCGCAGAAAUCAUGUUGCUUAGAAAACAGAUAACAGAGAGAGACAAAAAAAUUGAAGCACUGGAGGCUGAAUACAAACUCGCUAAGUUGCGUGAUUAUGAGGAAAAUUUAAUUGUAACUGCAUGGUACAACAAGAGCCUAACACUCCAGAAAUUAGGUAUGGAAGCUAGACUGCUUGGCAGUGAUGGUGCCUGCAGGGAUGGCCCAGGACGUUCCUUCCUAGCUCAACAGCGCCAUGUCACCAAUACUAGAAGGAAUCUUCCUGUUAAAGUACCAAGUGCAACAUCUGAUUGAACCACAAAAACAGUGAGGGAAGCUUACAUGCUUAAGUGUCCUUAAAUGUUUUAUACCUUCCACUUCAAAUAUUUGGUGAAAGAUGAUGUUACAGUGGUGGGCAUCUGUGAAUUCAGCAUCAGAAUUUAUCAAGAACUUAGCUUGAUUAACUUGAUCAGUGGUAUCUAGAAGGUAGCACAAUAGGAGUAGAUUUAAUAACUACAGUAUGUAUUUACAAGCACAACUUAAGAUUUAUAUUUGCCUUGAAGAUAUAUUGUAAAUAUAAAAAUUGGCACUAUAUAUUUAAAACUAAUCAAUUUAUUUGGACUAGAGACUUGACUUUUGUAAUAGGAAGACGUUAUGCAAAAAUUUACUUCAGGAAACUGGCAAUAUUUGACAUUUUUGCUGGCCUCUUCUAAAAUGAAGUUGAAAAAAUUGGUAACAUGCUUUAGAAAUACUUCUUAUAUAAUAUAAUAUAAAAUGCAAUUUUAGAAGCAAGAAAAUAUUUGCGUUUAUUUAAAAAUAAAAUUUUAAAAUUGUAUUACUAGUUGACCUGUAUGACAGGAGACAGGCUUUGUCAUCUCAAGUCAGAGACACAAUUAUGCAGUCUAUUUAAGUAAAGGUCAAGUUAGUGCUUAUAUACACUAAGGAAAUCCUACCUUGAAGAUGUUGAAUUCACCAAAGCCAAAUAAGCUUUUGUUUUAGAAAAAAAAGAAGAGCAUUGUAUUAACUCAAGUCUAGGCUGUGUUUUAAAAGUCUGGAGUACCUGUGCACUGCAUUUGUGAGACAUGUGGGGGGAUGAGGGGACAAGGCUGCAGGUGGUGAUGGUGUAGGAAGAAACCUUUAUUUCCAGCUAUUUAUACAACCUUAGGAAUAGAAAUUAUUUUUCUUCAUUUUUAAAUGUAGUUUCACUGCAAUUAUUCUGAACUAACUGUGCUAUGCAGGUGAGUGAAACGCUGCUUUGCAAAUCCUUGGCAGCAAAGACUGAGGGAGAAAAGUCAUGGAUUGAUAUGGACACUUGAGGGGGGAAUUGCUACCUUUCUCCAAACGUGUGUCCCUUUAUUGAAAAAGUGUUCUAUUUUUUGUGAACCGUAUUUUUAAGAAAUUUAUGUCCAUCCUUUUUUGCAAACUGUCCAGAACAAACUCAUUGUAGCUGGUUAAAUGACAUAAAGUAAUAGCAGUCCUUUAAAUGAAUACACUUAACAGUGUGUAAAUGAGGUUGCUGCACCUGUCUGUAAUCUAUUAUAAAUCUCAUCACUGAAAACAUAUAGUACCUUCAUCACUAAGGCCAUCUUUUAUUUGAGAGCUGGGUUCAGCUUUGCUUUGCAGAAUUGAAGUUUCUACUUUGAGAAUGGUUUGAAUUGUGAAUUUUGAGUAGUCUUGCAUUUUGUAUGCCUCUCAGUAUGGCUUGUUCUUUAAUUUUUCCCUUCCCAAUCUUCCUUCCCUUCUGCCUUCUUGGGCAUUGUAUGCAAUGAUAGAGAAAAGGAAACUUCUCAUUUUUAAUACUUAGUAAGCAUUGCUUCUUAAUAGCAUUGAUGGCUUACAGUCUUAUACACCUAAGCAUUGCAUAAAGAUUUCCUCUUGUGAAACGUACAUCUAUACAAGGUAUUAAUUUAAAAGCCAGAUUCAUCUGAAAGGUGGGGUUAUAUGAGCAAAGAACAUUCCAACAAACUGCUUUUGAACAGUUGUGUCUGUCAGUUUGUGUUCUUCGGGACUCUAUGCUUCUUUGACUACCUCUUGAGUUUUGAAGUCUUUGACUGCGGUAGCGAUGGUUUUGUUUCUUGUAUUCUUAAGAUACAAUUGUGUGUUUAAUCUGUUAGUGGUGUGGGAGAUGGUGGUGACCAGUAGAACAUGAGAGUAAGCCGUAGCAGGAUGCUUACAUUUCUUAAAGCCUGGUACUUCAGUGUGUUCUGGUGAAAUAUGAACCUGUUGUUGAUGGUGUUGAAUGAGUCUCUUAGCUUUUGUUCUUUACAGCAUGAAAACUUUGAUGGACAUCCUUCAAGUACUCAUCUAGUUAAUAGGCUUGGUACACGCGGUUUUUCUCACGGUAGUAGAGCUGUGUCAGUAGUCGUAUCGGGUGCUGAAUAGUGAAAACCUUGGAGCAAAUAUCUCUAUAUACUUCUCAAAACUGCAGAUCCUGGGACCAAAAAAUGACCGAGAACCUCCUUAUUAUUUAAUUAGAAGCUUAUCUUCUAAGCAGAAAUGAAAAAUUUAAAUACCUAGUUACGGAUGGGAAUAAGCCUUUUUCAGAGUAGGAGUGGUCUCCAGUAAACUAUUGAGGAUGCAAAACUUUAAAAUGUUCAGGUAUGUAGAGAAAAUUUUACUUCCUUGGCUUUUUUCCAAACUGUUAAAACUUAAAUGGGUAAAUCUUAUUUAGUGUUUCCUUAGAAUUUUGGGAACCUGCAGAAUAGUGACUGUUAUGGGUUAUGCUCUGUGAAUGAGGAAGUGAUGCAUGGAAAUAAUUAUUUGAAUCUAAGCCAUACUGUCGUAUUCACUUCACCUCAUCUGGAUGUGCAAAAAGGGAUAAAAGUAUUGUUAACAUCGUUAACAUCAAACAAAAGCUACGAGUAAAACUGCUGUGUUGUAGCAACGUUUCACAUGCCACAUAACAGCAGAACAACAUCAAUCCAGUGCUCCUUGAUGCAGUGUGCAUUUCCAGAUUUCACAGUUAGGAACAGAUUUGUGUGAGGUGACAUUGGAUACUGCUGAAUUUCAUCAGCACUAUUAGUAAUUCUGGUUGGUUUCUGGUAAAACGGGUAGUAUGAAUCCCAAGAAGCAAAAAUAAGUUACAUAUCAUUUAACUCAUAAAUUUUUUUUUAUAUAAGAUCUAAGAAAAUAACCACAAUGGAAGAGAAGUGUUUUGUAGCAAUAAUACAAAUUUAGGGCUAUUAGGUUCUUUUACUCAAGGUGGGUCAGGCAGCAGUUUUGAGAAGAUGAUUUUUAGUAUAACUGUAUUGUAGUGGAUUAAGAAACAGUCACUAAAAAUAAAUUUUUCACCCGUUUUUCUUCAUGAAAUAUAUAUGUAUAUAGGUAUUCUAUUUUCUACAAUAUACACUUACUUGAAAGUAAAAAAAUAUAAGCAAUACCAAUGUUUUAAGUAGCCAUAGUCUAGAAAUUAGAAAAUAAUUGUUUGAGUUGAUAAUGUCUAGUAAAAUAAUUUUCUUAAGGCUUCCUUGCCUUUUUCCUUUUCCCCCACUAGUCCAGCUAGAGGUAAGAUUUCAUAUUGUAUCAGUGUCUACAUUGUCAGUUGAAAACAAAUGUAAACACUGUAUUGCAUAGAACUUGAAAAGUUGCACUAAUUUUUAAACUUCUUUUUGUUUUAUUUCUUUGGAAAUUAUUCUUUUAUAUUCACAUAAAGCUUUUUAAAAUGAA